AUGUUCAUAAAAAAAUAUAAUAACAUUUUUGAAAAAAAUGGUCAAAGAAUAAUACGCACAAUAACAUUAUGUAAUAAUUUUAGUUCAAUUAGAUUUUUUUUUUCCAAGUUUCCUUACAAAAAUAAAAAACCUUUAAAUAUCGAUUAUAUUAAUAAAAUUCAAAAGAAUAAUGAACAAAAUGAAGAAAUAAAAUAUAAGCAUAUUGAAGGAAGUAAUGUCUGUGAUAAGAUUAAUAUAGAAUAUAACUACAGACAUAAAUUUAAUUGUAAUCGAGGAAUAUAUAAAAAGGGUGAAGAUAAUAAAAUAAUAACUAAAAUAUGCGAAGAAUUAUAUGAAAAUAUAAAAAGAAAAGAAUAUAAUGAUUUUGAAAAUAAGUUGGUAUAUUCUAUUUCGCUAGCUGAUAAUGCAAUAGAAAUUUCACAGCUAAUAAAUGUAAUUAGCAAAUCAAAUUUUUUGAAAAUCCCUAAAGAGAUUAAAGAAUAUAAUGAUAACAAUAAAAUAAUAUCUUCAUAUGUAACCUUAAUUGACAAAAGCUUAAAAAUAUUUGAUAAUAUGCCAAUAAGGAGUAUAAGUUUAAUUUUAAACAGUAUGAUUAAAUUAGGUAUUUAUCACACACGUUUCAUUGACCUGUUUAUUAAAAAUAUAAGAAAUAUAUUAAAUGAAAGUAACAAUAUAGACUUAUGUAUAUUUUAUCAUUUUUAUGUUAAUGCGUUAAAUAAUGUUUUAAUUUUAAGAGAAAAUAUGGAAUAUAUAUUAAAAUUAUUUUUGGAUAAAAUAAAUAAUAUUGCUUUAGAAUUACAAAUAAAAAGUAUUUCAUCCAUUUUACGGUGUAAUAAAAAAUUAGUAAAAAAUAUUUUUUCUCAUAAUGGCAUAAAAGUUGACCUAUUAAAAAUAAGGGAAAAAAAAAUUAACGAAUCAAACAAAAUAAAUAAAGUCAGUACAGAACUGGAAAAGCAAACAAAUCAUGAUAGUUCCAUUUCGAAUAAAGACAAUUUAAAAAUAAUUAACGAAAUAAAUUCUAAGCUAAAAAAUAACUUUUAUAUAAAAAUGAAUUAUGGGAGUAUACAACAAUUAUGCAACAUAUUAGAAGAUUUAGAAUAUUUCGAUUUAAUUGAUAAUGAUAGUUAUUAUGAUAUUUUAAAUAUAUUAAAAUUUCCUAGUAAUAUUUAUAAAUUAAAAAAUAUAGAUUUUAUAAAUAUAUUAAAUAAUAUAAAAAGUAGAAAUAAUAAAUAUAAAGAUUUACUUCCAUUGUCUUAUUUUUCAUUUAUUUUUGAUAUUUUAAAAGAAAAAGAUUUUUCAGAAUGUUUAACUAAUGAUUUAGCUGAAUUAAUAAAAUUAAUACAAUAUUUUAAAAAAAUGUAUAAUAAUCUUAAUUUUUGCAUGAGCAAGUCAGAAAUUAUAUUAUUUAAAAGAAAUUUAAAUGAUGUGUUAUCAAUACCAACACUUAUUUAUAUUUUAUAUGAUUAUUCUAUAAUUAACAAGCGUGAUGCUUUAUUAAAUUCAUUUACUUUGAAAUUAUUUUACAGAAUAAUGGAUUGUUUAAAUAGUGAAGUAGUAAAUGAUAAUAAAAUUGUUAAAAAUGUUGACGAAUAUUUACCAAAAACUCAAAAUAGCGAAAAGCAUAAAUUAUUUGUUGAUAAUUUAAAAAAUAAUAAUAAUAAUAAUAAUAAUAAUAAUAAUAAUAAUAAUAAUAAUAAUAAUAAUAAUAAUAAUAAUAAUAAUAAUAAUAAUAAUAAUAAUAAUAAUAAUAAUAAUAUGCUUGAUUUAAACACACAUUUGUUACUAAUAAAAUCAGUUGAUAUGCUCAUAGAUAAAAGUGUAAUAAAUAAUAAUGAUUAUAUUUUUUGUAAAAAUUUUCUUUAUUUUGAUUUUUGUAACAAAUUUGAAUGUUCAAACGAUAUAAAAUGUGAGUAUGAUAAGUGUGAAAAAUAUAUUCAUUAUAAUUUAUAUAUAAUAGGUAUAUUCGGUAAAAUAAAACAUGAUGAUUUUAAUUUUUUAUUAUAUUUGGUAAAAAAUGCAUUAAUAUUAUCUGUUUAUUUUUCAACAAAAGAUAUAGUGAUGUUAUUAAGGGGUUUAAGUAAAUGUUCUUAUUUUAUUGAUAAAGUUAAUUAUUUAUUUUUUUAUUCGACAUUAAAUUAUUUAAGUUUUUUAAUAAUUAAAAAAAAUGAUAUGAAUUUUUUAGAUUUAAAUUGGAGUAACAAUAAUAAUAAUAAUAAUGGUGAUAAUAUCAGUUUAUUUGAAAAAAGGCAUUUCGCUAUAAAUAAAGUUAAAACAAAUUUUAACUUUAAUUUUAAUAAAAAUAAUUUUAAAGAGAUACUAAGCAUAACAAAUAAUAUGUAUAGACAAAUAGAAAAUAUAAUACAAAUAAAUUAUGAAUAUAUUAAUACCUUGGAAAUAAACCAAUUAAAUGAAAACAGAUUUAAUAAAUUGACCCAUUUAUCCGACUCAAUAUUAGAAGAAUUUGAGAAUAAAAUGAAGUUUCACAUUUAUGAAAAAGAAAAGAAUAAUAUUAUUGCAUAUAAUGAAAAACAAAUGUGUUAUAUGGAUUGUUGUAAUAUAUUAUAUUAUAUGAAUAAGUUGAACUAUAUAAAUCAUGAUAUUAUAAAAUUAGUAAUAAAAAAUAUGUAUGUAAAAAUUAAUUAUUUAAAAAAUGAGCACAUACUUAAAACAAUAAAUUCAUUAACUAUAAUAAAAAAUAUCGAUAAAGAGCUUCCUUCUUUUAAUUAUUUUAUUAAAAAAUUGUUGUUUCAAUUUUGUUACAAUAUUGGUAAUGUCAGUGAAAAUAGUAGGAAUUCCAGUUGUGUGCUUAAGAUAGAUGAAUUAAUAAAAAUGUUUUAUAUAAUCAGCAAAUUAUCCACAAAAAAUGAAUAUAAAAAUAAUUUAAUAAGAAAAUAUAUUUUAAUAUUAUUGGAAAAGUUACUCGAAAAAAAUAAGUACCCUCGUAUAAACAAUGGUCUUAUUAUUAUUAUUAAAGCUUUUAAAAAUAUGUAUCCAUAUCGAUAUAUAAAGCUAGUUAAAAUGGUCAUAAACUGUAUUAGUGACGAAAUUGGAAAUGAUGAAAUUUCUUAUACAGACCAUAAAAUGUGUUUGAAAAAUAAUGAAGAUAUUUUUAAGAAUGAAAGUAAUAAUUUAAUUAAUUUUGAUUUUUUAAAAACAUAUUUUUCUGUGUUGCCUACAUUAGUUAAUCCAACAACAAACAUUUAUUCUGAUAUAAAUGACGAAUAUUUAUUAACAAGUAAGAAAUUAUUCUCUAUAUUACAUGAACAGUUCAGAAAAAAUAAUUCCAUAAAAAAUUAUGCUAUAUUGGUAAUUGUGGAUUUUAUGAACAUUUCUUUUCAUUAUAUGGAUGAUUUCUUUUUGGAAAAUUAUCCUAAUUUAAUUUUAUACAUAAUUAGUGAAAAGGAAAUUUUAUCAAAGGAACAAUUUUGUUUAUUUUUGUUAAAUUUUAAAUAUUUAUCAAAUUGGGGACUCAAAAUUAAAGACAACCAAAUUAACGGAAACAGCUAUAACAUAGAUAGUCGAAAUAAAUAUACUGAAUUAUACAAUUCUAUUGAAAAAUGUUUUAACGAAUUUUUGAAUAAUGAUAAAAAUAAAUCUAUGAAUGAAAUAAUUUAUGGAGGUAAUAACCCCAAUGAUGGAGAUGGUAAAUUGAAUUAUGAUUUUAGUUUUAACAAAAAAAGGUUAACAUUUUUAGAUACAGAAGAUAAUGACGAGCAGGAAAUAAUUUCUAUGGAAUAUAACAGUGUUAAUAUAAAUGAUUUAUUUGAUAAAAAAAAAAAAAAUUUGAAUAGUGAUAUUGGAAAUAAAAAAGAAAAAAAAAAAAAUCCUUAUAAAUUUGGAGAAAAUAGUGAAAGAAAAGAAGGCAAAGAUGAAAUGUGUAGAAAGCAAAAAAAUAGAUUAAACGAGUUUGAAAUUAUUUUGAGGAAAUAUGCAUAUUGUCAGAAUAAUGCAAAAGAUAAAAUUGAAAUUGUAAAAAAUAAAAAAAUAUUUUUAUUUGAUAUUAAAUAUAUUGAAUUGAAAAAAAAUAUUAUUUUUGAAUUUUUGGAGGAAAACAAUUAUUUUAAGGAGCCUGAUGAUUCAACCAUAGAAUUGCUGCCACAUAUAAAUUUGCGAUUAUUAAUUCUAAAUAAAUUAAAUUUUUAUAUUUUUAUUAUGCCUUUUUUUGAAUGGGAUAGUUAUUAUGGUAGACUGGAAAAAGCUAAAGCGAUUUUCCACAAAUUAUUAAGCAUUACAAAUAAUACUAAUUCAUAUCCUAUACAAACAAAUAGGAACAGUGUUUUUUCAUCUAUUGGUCAAUAUAAGUAG
Messenger RNA from Plasmodium berghei ANKA, 4305 nucleotides. Its product is annotated as RAP protein, putative. Lineage: Eukaryota; Apicomplexa; Aconoidasida; Haemosporida; Plasmodiidae. The transcript has a single exon. The record is from RefSeq and is a predicted model, not a curated record. Bases 1 to 4305 code for a protein of 1434 amino acids.